This is a messenger RNA of Chaetomium strumarium, 4306 nucleotides long. RefSeq names its product RecF/RecN/SMC. Gene Ontology annotation, biological process: mitotic sister chromatid cohesion. Gene Ontology annotation, molecular function: ATP binding; cohesin loader activity; ATP hydrolysis activity. The record is from RefSeq and is a predicted model, not a curated record. Lineage: Eukaryota; Fungi; Ascomycota; Sordariomycetes; Sordariales; Chaetomiaceae. Gene Ontology annotation, cellular component: mitotic cohesin complex; chromosome. The transcript has 4 exons. Bases 241 to 3843 code for a protein of 1200 amino acids.
CACAAGCGCGACAAGACGCGUUGCCUGCGGUCCCCCUCAGCGACUACUGUGUAUCUAGCAUCUACGGAUUCGUCGCACAAUAGCCACCCGAAAUGCAGAGAGCAACAACCGCUCAUUUCCACAUUUCGCCCCAGCCUUGAUCCCCAAUCUUGAUGCGCGCAUAGGAAUCAGGACCCUGACCGCAACGUUUUUCUCUUGGCGUUUUGACUCACCCGUCGAGUCGACGGCGCCAGCGCAAAGAUGCAUAUCAAGCAGAUCAUCAUCCAAGGCUUCAAAAGCUACAAGGAUCAGACAGUCAUAGAACCAUUUUCUCCAGGUACCAAUGUCAUCGUCGGGCGCAAUGGUUCGGGGAAGAGUAAUUUUUUCGCUGCGAUCCGAUUCGUCCUCAGCGAUGCGUACACCAACAUGAGCCGGGAGGAACGCCAGGCCUUGUUGCACGAAGGGUCAGGUUCCGCCGUCAUGUCUGCCUAUGUCGAGAUCAUCUUCGACAACAAAGACAAACGAUUCAGCGAGCCGGGUGACGAGGUCGUGAUCCGCCGGACAAUCGGCCUGAAGAAGGAUGAGUACUCGGUAGACAGGAAAGUCCAGACUCGUGCCGAUGUGCUCAAGAUCCUCGAGACGGCCGGUUUUGCGAAAGAGAACCCCUUCUACAUCGUGCCCCAGGGCCGCAUUGCGGCGAUCACCAACAUGAAGGAGUCCGAGAGGCUGAACCUCCUAAAAGAGAUUGCGGGGACCAACACAUACGACGACCGCAGGAUACAGUCCCUGAAGAUCAUGGCCGAGACGAACAGCAAGCGUGACAAGAUCGACGAGACGCUGGCGUACAUCGAGGAGCGCCUGAGCGAGCUAGAAGAGGAGAAGGAUGAACUCCGCGAUUUCCAGGACAAGGACAGGGAGCGAAGGUGUCUCGAGUAUGCGCACUGGCACCGCUUGCAAGCGACAAAUGCGGAGACGUUAGAACAAGUGGAGGAAGCGAGGCAGGGCGAGACUGGUGCAUCGAGCAAAGAUCGUGUGCAACUCCAGAAAACGGAGAAGGAGAUCGUCGUGCUGGACCAAGAAUCCCACGAACUCAAGCAAAACCUGGAUCUGCUUGCCAUGGAACGGCGACAGCUGGACGACGACCGGAGAGAUGCCGCUCGAGCGCGCGCGAAGGCGGAACUAAAAGUGAAGCAUCUGGAUGAGACCCGCCACACACGGGAACAGGCGCAGCAGAAGCAGGAGGCCGAAUUACAGGAGGUUAGGCGGAAAAUCCAGACGGCCGAGUCAGACCUCUCCAAGAUUACUCCCGAGUACGAGAAGUGGAAGAACCAAGAAGCCCAGAUCAGACUGCAGCGGGAUGAGGCAGUAGCGGGCAAAAACCGCUUGCUGACCAAGCAGACACGGAGUUCACAGUUCAAGACGAAGGCGGAGCGGGAUGCUUUUCUCAAGCAGGAAAUCAACGACGCCACGACGUCGUUGGCUGUGCAGAAGGCCAACGCAAUAGAUGCCCGGGAACAGGUACAUGCGGUCGAAGCAUCCAUCGCUCAGCUGGAGAAGUCGAUCCAGGACAUCCGCCAGAAUAUCGAGGGCUACGGUGGGAACCGAGUAUCGCUCGCCGAGAAGCUGACCAAGGCUCAGGAGGCCCGGGAGCAGCUGCACGAAGAGCGAAAGAGGCUCCGGCGGGAGGAGGACAAGCUCGGCUCGCUACUCUCCAACACCAGGGCGGAGAGGGAUCAAGCAGAGUCGUCGCUGUCCCAGGCUAUGGACUCGGCUACAGCCAAGGGUCUCGCGUCCAUCAGACGGCUAAAGCGAGAGAGGGAUAUUCCCGGCGCCUACGGCACUCUGGCGGAACUGAUGAAUGUGCCGGUCGAGGCAUACAAGUUGCCCGUCGAGCAAGUCGCUGGAAACAGCCUAUUUCAUUACGUUGUUGACAACGACAGAACCGCAACCAUGCUUUCCGACCAUCUGUACAAGACGUAUGGCGGACGUUUAACAUUCAUGCCUCUCGAACAGCUACGGCCAAAGCAUGCCAAGAUGCCCAGGGCGUCGGACGCGCAACCUCUUAUUAGCAAGAUUGAGUACGACCCAGCGUAUGAGAAAGCUUUUCAACAGGUGUUCGGCCGCACCAUCGUCUGCCCCAACCUGACCGUUGCAUCUCAAUACGCCCGGACUCACGGUCUGAACGCCAUCACGCCAGAAGGUGACACCACCAACAAACGAGGUGCAAUGACUGGUGGUUAUGUCGACGCCCGCAAGUCACGCCUCGACGCCGUCCGACGGGUCAGUCAGCUGCGAGACCUCUAUGAGCAGCAGCUGGCAGACAUCGACAAGAUCCGGAAGGAGAUAGAAGAGAUCGAUCAGAAGGUUACGAGUGCCAGCGGCGAGGAGCACAAGCUCGAACAGCAAAUGCGCCAGUUCGAGAUGGGCUUCGAGCCACUCAAGAUGGAGCUGCGGACGAAGAACGCACAGCUGGAGCGCGAGCGAGCUCACCUUGAGGCGGCCGUGGAACGGCAGACCCAGGUAGAGAAGAACCUCAAGGACCUAGACGACUCGAUCUCAACCUAUCAGGCGGAGCUUUCCCAGGACUUCAAGAAAGCCCUGACUGCCAGUGAGGAACGGCAGCUGGAGGAAUUCAGUGCCGAAGUACAUCGGUUGCAGCGUGAGCUGAAGGAAGUCAGCAAGAAGCGAUUCGAACUGGAAGGUCGCAAAAAGCUCCUCGAGACCGAGUUGCAGAGCCAUCUCCGGCCACAAGAGGAUCAAUUGCGAAGCCAAGCCUUUGAGAACUCGACGGCCGGCGGCAGCGAGAGCUAUAAGGAGGCGCAGCGGGAGCUCAAGAAGGCGCAGAGAACCAUGGUCGAGGUGGAACAGCAGCUGCAGGAGAACGAGAAGGAAGUAGAGAAGGUGAGCGGCAAACUCGCCGACCUCGAAGCUAAAAUGGCGCAGAAGGAGCAGGAGCUCCUAGAGCUUCAGAAGCGGAUAGAGCAGCACCAGAAGAAAAUGGAAAAGGCUAUCCAGGCAAGGGCCCGCCUUGUUCAACAAGCCGCCGAGUAUGCCAAGAAUAUCCGGGAUCUCGGUAUCCUGCCAGAGGAGGCGUUCGGCAAGUACGAGAAGAUGAAGCCAGAACAGAUUGAUUCGAGGCUCCGAAAAGUCAACGAGGCGCUCAAGAAGUACAAGCACAUCAACAAGAAGGCCUUCGAUCAGUAUAACAGCUUCACCACACAGCGCGAUCAGUUGUUGAAGCGGCGGAAGGAGCUCGACACGUCGCAAAAGUCAAUCGAGGCGCUGAUCGAGCAUCUCGACCAGGAGAAGGACGAGGCGAUCGAGCGCACGUUCAAGCAGGUGUCGAGGGAGUUUGCCACCAUUUUCGAGAAGCUUGUUCCUGCGGGCCACGGACGGCUCGUAAUCCAGCGCAAGGCAGACCGGGCGAAGAAGGCCAACGGCAAUGCCGACGACUCGGACGAGGAGCCGACGGGCGUGGAGAGCUACACGGGCGUAGGCAUCAGCGUGUCCUUCAACUCCAAGGUCAUGGACGAACAGCAAAAGAUUCAGCAGCUCAGUGGCGGUCAGAAGAGUCUGUGCGCUCUGUGCCUGAUCUUCGCCCUCCAGGCAGCCGAAUCAAGUCCAUUUGUCAUCUUUGACGAGGUCGACGCCAACCUGGACGCGCAGUAUCGCACGGCUGUCGCCGGCCUGCUCCAGUCCAUCUCGCGGGAGCAGAAAACACAGUUUAUUUGCACCACUUUCCGGCCGGAGAUUGUCCAUGUCGCCGACAAGUGCUAUGGUGUCACGUUCCACAACAAGACGAGCACAAUCGACUGUGUGCCGACAGAGGAGGCGUUGAAUUUCGUUGAGGGGCAGAAGAAGUGAGGGACGGUGGGGCUUACCUGGUAUGUAAUUGUGUUACUGUGUUGGUGAGCUGGUACUACACGGUGGUCAAGUAGGGUUGAUAUGGAUGGAGCUACAUCUCAUUGUGGAUUUGCGGAUGGGGCAUCGCUUGUACGCUCAAGCGGCACCCGACGGUUGCCGGCGUUGGAGGGGCAGGUGCCUGGCAGUAGCUGUAAGGCGAGGACUAUCUAGCUUGCUCCUACAGCGGAGCGGCUAUAUCCUACGCGUCUUUUAGCUUUCUUCAGCGCAUAUUGAAUACCCAAGCUCAGCUGAGCACUGGUAGGGCGCUGGUAGGGUAGGGCUUUCUCGACCUAGCUUGUCGCCCAUUCGGAGCUGAGCUCUAGCUUCGAUAUCAUUCUGCCCCACUGCCGCUCUAGACAUGCGAUUCUAGAAGUUACCCCACCAUUAUCGGGACGGGAGCUGUUCAAUGCACACUCAGGUAACU